Molecule: messenger RNA, 2802 nt
Organism: Silurus meridionalis
Lineage: Eukaryota; Metazoa; Chordata; Actinopteri; Siluriformes; Siluridae
Gene: atg4b
Product: autophagy related 4B, cysteine peptidase
Exons: 13
Coding region: 105-1289 (394 amino acids)
Molecular function (GO): protein-phosphatidylethanolamide deconjugating activity
Source: RefSeq, a predicted model, not a curated record
UGGACGUUAGAAUUUUCUUUUUUCCCAGAGGAUGAUUUUCAUUGGAUCGUUUUGGUGUCAUUCCGAUUUUAGUCAACAAGAUAGGGUGGAUCAGAACUGCCGGGAUGGAUGCGGCUACUCUUACCUACGACACGCUUCGAUUUGGGGAGUUUGAGGAUUUCCCAGAAACAUCCGAUCCUGUGUGGAUUCUGGGCAAACAGUCCAAUGCUCUGACAGAGAAAGAUGAGAUUCUGUCAGACAUUACUUCACGCUUGUGGUUCACCUACAGAAAGAAUUUCCAGGCAAUCGGAGGAACCGGGCCUACAUCUGACACGGGCUGGGGAUGCAUGCUGCGAUGUGGACAGAUGAUCCUUGCUGAAGCGUUGCUUCGCAGACACUUGGGUCGUGAGUGGAGAUGGGUACGAGGUCAGCAGCCAAGAGAGGAGUAUAUACGCAUCCUUAAUUCGUUUAUAGACAAGAAAGACAGCUACUACUCUAUUCACCAGAUAGCUCAGAUGGGAGUGGGAGAGGGCAAGUCCAUAGGCCAGUGGUACGGCCCAAAUACAGUGGCACAGGUACUCAAGAAACUUGCAGUGUUUGACAGAUGGAGCCGAUUGGCAGUUCAUGUGGCCAUGGACAACACUGUGAUAAUUGAGGAAAUCAAGCGGUUGUGUAUGCCAUGGCUGGACUUUGAGCACAGUGCAGACCCUCUAGAGAUGAACGGGUAUAUGGAGGGGGCAUGUGCCAUGGCUUUUGAUGAUGCAGCUGUGUGGAAACCACUUGUUCUGCUCAUCCCCCUGCGCCUGGGACUCAGCGACAUCAACGAGGCCUACAUUGAAACUUUAAAGCAAUGCUUCAUGAUGCCUCAGUCUUUAGGGGUCAUUGGUGGGAAGCCAAACAGCGCUCAUUACUUUAUUGGCUUUGUUGGAGAGGAGCUCAUCUACCUGGACCCCCAUACAACUCAGCCAGCUGUGGAGCCUUGUGAAAGCAGCGAGAUUCAGGAUGACUCCUAUCACUGCCAACACCCGCCAUGUCGCAUGCACAUCUGUGAGCUCGACCCGUCCAUAGCUGUUGGCUUCUUUUGUCAAACGGAGGACGACUUUGAUGAUUGGUGUACGCAUAUUCGAAAGUUAUCGAGCUGCAGAGGAGGUCUUCCCAUGUUCGAACUUGUAGACAGUCAGCCAUCACAUCUAAUCAGCACUGAAGCCAUUAAUCUCACUCCUGUAUCCUUUGCAGAUUUCUCCGACUCGGACCGGCUCGAGCGAUUUUUUGACUCUGAAGAUGAAGAGUUCGAGAUCCUGUCCUUGUAAGUAAAGAAUGAGCUGUUCAACAUUUACAGCUCAGUGCUACACUCCCAGAGAGGAGUAGUAUGACUGAAACAGGGCCUGCCUGGCAUUUGGUGGCAUUGUCACCUGUGUAAAACUCAGCUUCCUGCUACAGUGACUGCUCUCUGCACCAUUAUGAGUCCUGAGGUCGGAGAUGAUCAUCACAGGCCCCGAGGAGUCUCACUAUGUUCAUAUUAACAGUUAUCGUGUAUCCAUUUCCAAGUCUUAACACUUUUUGUUAUGAAGUGACUGUGCCUUUUUAUGCACCUACACUAAUGCGGAUUUGCCAUAAAUCACUUUCGGUGGUCAUCAGAAGCACAUGCUCAUGACCCACACUGCUUCGAUGUCUGUAGCGAACUGUAAUUGAAAACCAAGACGUAAAGGUUACAGACCGAGUAGGCUAGCUUGUAUAGUACAGUACAUUUAUUAAUGUUAUCUGUACACGAGUUUAUUUUAAGAUUUAUUUAUUUAAUCAACUGUACACCAGAUGGAAAAAUACCAAAUAAAAAUGUUCAUCCAAAUAUUAGGAAUGCCUUUGCACUUGCAAAGUCAUUGAGGUCUCUAAUCUUCCUAUCAUGCGACACAUGAAAGAGUACAAUUCCAGGAAUCUCUCACACACAAAAAAAAUGCGAUUGACCAAAAAAAAAUAAAAUUCAGUGACCUAAAAAAAAAAAAAACAUUGAAAGGAAAAUGACCAGAUUGAUAUAAGCACCAGGAAGAAUAUAGUAUCGUAUAAAGGCACUUUUUACAACUGAGGUAAGCUGAAAAUAAUUUUAGCACACACGCAGAAAUUUGAGGUAGAGGAUUACAAUAGACACAUCAGUUUUAAUCCCGUCAGCCUUGAACAAGAGUCUGAGGCUAUAAAGUACACGAGGUCACCCAAACCGCACACAACUUAAAUCACUCUUAAUUGGCCAAGCCUCUGACAGGAUCACAUUCUUGUACAUUGCUGAUUAGAGAGGAAUCUGAUGGGGUCUGCUAUUGUAGUGUACUGCAGGCUCUGAUACGCAUUCUGAGAUGCUUGUCUGCUCACCAUUGUGCUAAGGAGCGAUCAUUUGAUUUACUAAAGACAUCAGGGUCAGUUCAGACUAGUCUGGUUAUUCUUUAAUGAUCUUCUGCUUGCAGACACGCCCCCUUACAGAAUGUCUUUCACAUCACUUUGUGUAAACGCGAGACUUGAGAUCUAAGUCAUUUAUAAAAUAUUUGAAACAGUACAUCUGCCACCAACAAUCAUGCCUGGAUCAAAGUCACUCUUUCUUUCUGAUAUUUUGAUGUAAACAUAUGUAAAGCUCUGGAUAUGUAUCAGAAUGAUGUUUUACACUGCACACCUGCCACGUGAUUGUAUGAUAAAUCUCUGCUUUAAUGAUCAUGUUCCUAAUAAUAUGGAAAAUAUGUGUACAUACAGUUAAAUUGAGUAUUAUACUUUAAUAAAAAGGAGAAUUAAGAAGUGUUACUUCAAGAAAAUGUCUGUGCACAGAAUAAAAAUGUUAUAUCCAAA